AUGUAUCUAUACCUGGUAUUACCACAUGAAUAUUCUCAAAUAAUUUACAAUAAACCCAAUAAUAUGUACCCACCUCAGUGGAUAACAAAGAAACAAAUGGACCACCAGGUAUGGACCCCAUUGAUUCAAUAUUUUAAAAAAGAAAUAUUCGAAAAAUACAUACCAAGUUAUUUAGAAGAAUGGACCAUAAAAGGAAAGAUUACCAAUAAUCGCAUCCAAGAACAAUUUCCUAAUCAAGAAAUUUUUGAAGAAUACAAAACACCAUAUGAUAGUGAUGAACAAAACAAUUCGGCUGAAAAACCGAAUUACCUGUGA
This is a messenger RNA of Dentiscutata erythropus, 315 nucleotides long. The record is from the annotation of a GenBank genome assembly. Lineage: Eukaryota; Fungi; Glomeromycota; Glomeromycetes; Diversisporales; Gigasporaceae.